Molecule: messenger RNA, 4417 nt
Organism: Daphnia pulicaria
Lineage: Eukaryota; Metazoa; Arthropoda; Branchiopoda; Diplostraca; Daphniidae
Gene: rad50
Product: DNA repair protein RAD50-like
Exons: 21
Coding region: 255-4259 (1334 amino acids)
Biological process (GO): telomere maintenance via telomerase; double-strand break repair; telomere maintenance via recombination
Cellular component (GO): condensed nuclear chromosome; nucleus; Mre11 complex
Molecular function (GO): single-stranded telomeric DNA binding; double-stranded telomeric DNA binding; G-quadruplex DNA binding
Source: RefSeq, a predicted model, not a curated record
CAAAACUGAAUCGUCUGCUGUCAUGCUUUGAGUAUCAGAGUUACAUUGGCGCGAGAUUGUUGCAUGUUGUUUAAAGCUGGAGAGAAGGAACACGACCUCUACUCCCUUGCAACAGAUAACGAUCCAUAAUCAUUAUUUUCUCUAUUAUCAAUGAAAUCAUUCUCAUUGUGAGUAAAGUGUGAAGUCUCAGUGUUAGGAGAAAGAUUGUAAAAUACUUCAAUAGGAGUACAUAUCACUGAUAUCAGAUUUUGAAAAUGUCGAGAAUCGACCAACUUUCUAUUACAGGAAUUCGAAAUUUCUCGUCUGAUAGUGCUGAGGUCAUAAAAUUUGAACCUCCAGUAACACUUAUUUUGGGAAAGAAUGGCAGCGGCAAAACAACUAUUAUUGAAUCCCUCAAAUAUGCCACCACUGGAGAAGUGCCAUCUGGAACUGGUAGAGGACAAUCAUUUAUCCAUGAUCCUAACCUAUCAACAAAUAAAAUUUCUAUAGGUUCUAUAAAGCUACAAUUCUUUGAUGAGCACAACAAUAAAUUCAUUGUUACACGCUCCAUGGAAGCACGAAUACUGAAAUCUAAGAUGGAUUUCAAAACAAUUGAUGGUACCAUCUCUAUAGUCCAGCCUGAUGGAACGCUAAAAAGCCACAAGAACAAAAAUAAUGACCUGAAUACAUUUGUUUGCAACACACUUGGUGUUUCUAAAGCACUGUUAAACAAUGUGUUGUUCUGCCAUCAGGAAGAUUCAAAUUGGCCAUUGGAAGAAGCAAAAAAAGUCAAAGACAAAUUUGAUGAUAUUUUCAAUACCACAAGGUAUGUCAAAUGCCAGGACGAAAUUAGGAAACAAAUGAUUGAAGUUAAAGCCAAGAUGAAGGAUAUUGAGAAAAUGGUGGAUCGUUACAAAAUGCAAAAGGAUCAAGCUGAAGAGUUUCAAAAUGAUCAACGUCGACAUACUGAACGUAAAGCGAUCUUAGAAGCGGAGAUGCAACAACUCCAAAAGACCAAAACUGAACUUGACGCCAAGUUAAAACAGAGUAUGGAUCAGUAUAGGGAAGCCGAAAAGACGAAAGCGGAAAUUCAAAGGAAAAAAGUUCGUAUGGAGGAGCUGGAGCGUAAUCGGCAUGACUUGGAGUCGGAUAUUACUCGGGUCAUCACAGCCAGUGUUGAAGAUUUGGAACGAGAAAUUCAACGAUUUCAGAUGACCAAGGGUGAACGAGAGAAAGAACUUAAUGUUCUACAAAGAGAAUUACAGCGGGUGGAUCAAAGUGGAAAAAUAAACGCUGCAGCACAACAAGAACAGCUUGUGCAGUUAGGAAAGCUGCAAUCUGAAGAGGAGCAGCAUAAUAACCGUAUUAAAGAACGCGAUUGCCUUCUGAGCAAUUUGGCUCGCAGUUAUCAAUGGCCUGGCCAUUCUGCAUUCCCGUCAAACCAGCCACUCAGCUCUGUCCAAGUUUCUCAAUAUCAAGAUCUGCUCAAGCAAACUGUUGAACAAGAAAAGCAUAAAGAAUCAGUCUUGAAACAAGAAUUGGAAAAUGAAGAAAGGAGACUCCUUAAUUCCCUUAACAAACUAAGAGAAGAGUGUGUGCGUCUCGAACAAGACAUUAAAGCAAAAGACACAUUUCUGAAUACUUGUCAGAGAGAAUUGUCCGAGAUAGAAGCCAAACUAGACGCUAUGGAAGAGAACUCUCGUCAAAUGACUAUUCUGGAACGUCAGCAAGUGGAAGCACAGACAUUGGUUGAUCGUGCAAAACAGGAGCUGAACGAAGAUGAAUUAAUUCGCAACAUUGAUCGAGCCAAGUCUGAAAAAGUGAUGCAGGAAGCCGAACUUGACCAUUGUCGUUCACAACUAAAGAAAGUAAUGGGCCAAAGAGACAUUCGAGUGAAACUUGAAAUGCAUCAAAAGGAUUUGUCUAGUAAAAGAACUCAAGAACGUCGGCUGAUGUCGCGAGAAACAGUGGAAGAUGCUAUAAAAAUUCUUGUUGGCAAUAACGCGAAUCAGGACAAUUUGCUUUCUUACUACAAUGGUCGUUUGAAGUCGAUAACUGCUUCGCUUUCAAGUAAGCAGCAUAACUUGACCAAACUGGGUCAAGAAGGAGCAACUUGCGAAGCCAACUUACGAAACAUUCGUAGUCAGUUAGAUUCUAAACAAUCCGAGUUGUCGGCCCACCAACAAAAAUUGAAGAACGCUGGGAGUUCUGGCGCUACUGAACUUGAAAAUGACAUUGCCCGACUAGCGCUAGAAAUUCAGGAUUUGGAUGAUCAGCGCGGAUUAGUCCAUGGCUCAGAAAAGAUGUACAAUCACUUCAUUGAAAAAAUGGAAAAACAGCGUGCUCACGCAGACUGCCCGCUUUGCCAUCGUGAAUUUGAUGAUGCCGAUGAAUCACUAGUACUGGUUGAUGAACUGAAAGGCCGAGUCGAAGCUAUGCCUACUAAGAAAGCGGAUUUAGAUCGCAAAAUCGCAGAGAAAAAAAGUAAGCAUGGCCAGCUACUCCAAUUGCGACCGGUCGCACAAUCUAUAGCUAAGUUGGCCGAAGCAGAAAUCCCUAAGCUGGAGUCCGGAUUGAAAGAUCUCGAAAGCCGUUCCAGCAUCAUUCAGGUUGAUCUGAGAGAUCUGGAGGAGUCUAUUGAGUUUCUAAAAAAUGAGGAAGAUAUUGGAAAGAAAGCCCAUCCAGACAUCAUUCAGCUAGAUGCCGUCAAGACUGACAUAAAGAAGCUGCAGUCUCUAGUUGACAAUAUCCAGGCCCAGCUAGGUCUUUCAGGAGCUGAAGGCAGUUUAACGGUGGAAGAAGUUCAGGAGCAGGUAGAAAAGGCCGAGGCGUCCUAUCGGUUGACAACGCAAAGCAUCGAGUCUAUGAAUGACAGAUACAAUGGACAUCAAAAUAAACUCACGCAGUUGCAGCAAAACGUGAAUCGCCUAAUGGAGCGCAAGCUUCAGUUGAACAACAAUUUACAACAGCGAGGUAAUCUGUUGGAGCGCAAGACAACUUUAGAGACAGAUAUCGAGAAAGCGCGUCUCGACGUCGAAGAAUGGAAACAGAAUCUUCAACCAAUGGUUGCCAAACAGUUGGCGGCUCAAGCCACACAUGUCGAUUCACAGAAGAAACGCAAUUCCUUAACUGAGCAAGCAAGAAGAAAGGUUGAGGAAUUGUUGAACCAACUUCGUGCGCUGGCCAGUUUCGAUAAGGAAAUCGAAAAGUGGAGUGCAGACGGCAAAGUUGCUCAACUGCAACACAGUCAGCAAGAGGUCGAACGGCUAAAAGUGGAAAAAUUGGCGCUGGAGCAACGAAAAAUGGAAAUUCAGGAAAACGCGAAGAAAAUUGAGUUAGCUCUAAGCAACUGUGAAAACGAAGAAAGGAAUUUGCGAAACAAUCUCAAACUAAUUGUCAAUACGACCGACAGGCAGGUUGUCAAGCAAGAACUUGAUCAACUCAUUGCCACAUUGGAAACCUUUAAACUGCAGCAACUAGUAAAAGAGAUCCAAAGACUUGAAGAACACUUGGAACGUUGCAAGAUCAGGUUAGGCGAAUUAAAUGGAACAUUCCAAGAAAUCGAGAAAAGCAUUCGUGAGCUUGAAGUGAAAUUGCGGCGUGAGGAAUUCGCUACAGCGGAGGAGCGGUACUUGGAUCAGGUCAAGGAUUUUGAAAUUCACCAGGGUAUCAGCGAGGAUCUCGCUAAUUUUUAUAAUGCCCUCGAGUCCGCACUCAUGAAAUUCCACAAAGAGAGGAUGAGCGUCAUCAAUAGAAUGGUUCGUGAAAUGUGGCACUCCACAUACAAAGGCAAAGAUAUCGACUACGUUGAAAUUCAUGCAGAGGAGUCGGGUGCAUUGGGCGUUAAUUCGCGUCGCCAGUAUAACUACAGAGUCGUCAUGGUUAAAAAUGGGGUCGAAAUGGAUAUGAGGGGGAGGUGCAGUGCCGGACAAAAGGUUUUGGCAUCAUUAAUCAUUCGAAUGGCAUUAGCUGAGGCUUUCAGUUCAAAAUGUGGCGUUUUAGCUUUGGACGAGCCUACAACUAAUUUAGAUGAAGAUAACAUUGCAAGUUUGAGCGAUACUAUUUUGGAGCUAUCCAACGCGAUUACCCGUCAGAAGCGAAAAUUCCAACUGAUUGUUAUUACUCACGACGAAAAAUUUUUGGAACGAAUGUCGCGUGAUAAACGGAUGGAAAAAUUUUACCGAGUUGAUCGCAAUCGAUUCAAUUUGUCCGAAAUCCGACAGUACGACGUCAUGGGUGGAUCCCAGUCAACAAAUAUAGUCAAGAAAAUGCUAAAAUAAUCCAAGGAAUCGUUUGAAAAUCAAGUAUAAUAGUUGAUGCGAUUACCUUGUUUGAUAAUAACCAGUUAUCCAUCCGUCUUUAAGACCAAGAAGUUUGUUUAUCUAUGCUGUUCUUCGGAAGAAUUAAACGAGUUUCUCAAUAAAAAUGUCAUAGUUUC